CUCUCUCCAAUAUGGCGGACGAUUCGAGUGCGAAAUAAUGGAUUUGAAGUUUCUUGUGGGGAUUUCAGUGAAAAAACAGGCACAAACCGUCAAAUAAUUAAUAUUAAUAUUAAUAAUGAAGUAAUUAAUGAAUGGGAAUAGGUAUUUUUUUUGGAUUCUUCAUGAUCAGCUGAUGAGUGCCGAGUGCCGGUUGUUGACGGAUUCAACCCGAUUCCUUAAAAAUGGGAGUAACAGGUUUGUGGAGAUUGAUUGACGCAUCAGGAAAGCCAGUGCCCCCGGAGUCACUCGAGGGAAAGGUCCUGGCGAUUGACAUUUCCAUCUGGAUCCACCAGGUCCUCCAAGGAUACCAAGACGGACGAGGAAAUGCUCUGCCAAACGCUCACCUUCUGGGUCUCUUCACGAGAAUCUGCAAACUCCUCUACUUCAAGAUCAAGCCAGUCUUCGUAUUCGAUGGUGGAGUUCCUCUCCUCAAGAAGACGACAAUAGCAGCGAGAAAGAAGCAGAAAGCACUAGCUCUAGGCAAAGCCGAGAAGCUGAAGAACGACCUGAUCCUCAACCUGAUGAAGCACAGCCUCGUGAAGAACGUUCUGAGUAAAAAACCACCUGAGGAAGUCCAAUCCUCGAGUUCAGACACCCCAAAUCCUCUAAAAACCGUUAACGAUAUGUUCAAACUGCCCCUAGCUCCUCCCCAGGAGCUGGAAUCCUUCUCAGACAGCACAGAAUCAGACUCAGACGAUCUGAGCCCCCGAAAGCAGUCAAAAUGGCGAGGAAACAUUCACACAGUCGACAUAACGUCAAACGACUUCAAAUCCCUUCCACCAGACGUUCGGUACGACAUCCUCACUGACCUGAAAGAGACAAGAAAGCAAAACUCCUGGGGACGACUCCACGAAAUCCCAGAGGAGUCCAAUAGAUUCUCAGAUUACCAGAUGAAGAGGCUGUUGAAGAGGAGAAAGGCACAGGAGUACCUGGAGGUCGCUGAGCAAGAGAUGGGGGGAAAAAAUCUCACCCUCGACGAGUUGGAGAAGCUGAUGGCAGAGCAGGGGGUCGACACCAAGUCCAGGGAUCUGGCGUACAGAAUAGCGUCUGACGAUGUCACUAGAGUGUUGUACGUUCGUGAUCCCAAGGCUCAGGCACAGAAGAGCUCUGGCCUAGGGGCUGAUGUGAGUCAACCCAGUUGCUCCAGAGACUCUGGAUCAUCCAGUCUUGAUGGGGAAUUGACAGUUAUCCCUGAGGAGACUUCCUCAGUCCUUGAGGACAUUGGGGAAUACGAUCUCGAGGACUGGGACUCUGACGUCGAGAUCAUUGAGCAGCCGAAGAGAUUUUUCGGGAAGGUCUCCAAAAAUCCAGCCCUCACCUACAUGAUGGAGAACAGUGAGCUCUCCCAGGAGCAGAUCCUUGCUCUCAUCCAGCAGAGCAAGGCCUCAAUCAAGAAGGCGAAGGCUGAGAAGACGAGGGGUGCUCCUGGGAGAGGGGAAGUUCUGGAGAAAAAAAGGAAGAUCGAGAGUAAUUUUUGUGAGUCUCCUGGAAUUAAGCAGGAGGUGGAGAGCUCUGGAGAGGUCUCUCGUCAGGAUUUGUCGAAGGAAAAGGCAGGGAUUGGAGUUGACGAGGAGAAAGAUAAUGGAGGCUGUGAGUCUGAUGACUCAGGGGAUUUUGUCGAGGUCCAGGACGUGGAGAUUUCACUGUUGAUGCCUGAGAAGAUGGAGAUCGUGAUUCAGCCUGGGAGUGGAGUUGAUGGUGAUGAUUUGUUUGCUGAUGUGUUCCAGGGAAAUCAUGAGACUCAAAAUUUUACGUUAAACCCUGGAAAUAGCAGCGAUGGAGGACAAAAAUCUGGGGACUUGCAGAAUUCGUUGAACAUUUCUUCUGAGACAUCGCCACCUGAGAAAUCAUUCAUUAAAAAUCAUGUGCCAGAAAUUUCGGGCGAAGACGAAGAAAUUGCGAUAUUAAAUCACGAAAAAAAAGAAAUGAAUAAUUUAUCGAAGGAGAGGAAUGAAAAUAACGAAAAACAAGUAAUAGAUGUGGAUAUUGCUGAAGAACAAGGCGAACGUUCUGAAGAAUUUAUUAUAAAAAAAAUUCCAUCACGUCCUGAAGACCAAAAAGAGAGAAUAGAUGAAGAUUUGUCAGCAGGUCUUACAAAUUUGGAAAGACUUGAAGAGCUUGGACAAUCCCCAAUAAAACGGGUGGAACCUCUUCCAGAGCUGUCACCAGACAAAACAACUCCCCCUGAAAAAGAAAAAAAUCCAGUAAGUGAGGAUUUACCAGGAGAAAUCCCUCCAAAAUCCCCACCAGCAGUUGAUGCCCAAGAAAGAUCCCCUGAAGCACCUGAAACUCUCAAAGAAUCUCCUCCAAAAAAUCCCUCUGAGAGAAUAACAUCGAUCCUGACACGUCUCGCCUCUGAAAAAUUCGAUCUCCUCGCGAAAUCCUCGAAAGAGGAGCACCUGGAGGACCUGAAAACUCAACUAGAAACCGAGGUGAAGGAAUUAAAGCAGAACAUCGGUAAACUGGAUCGUCAGUCGACCGAGGUGACCGAGCAGAUGCGAGCAGACGCUCAGGACUUGCUGGGCCUCUUCGGAAUUCCUUACGUAGUGGCACCCCAAGAGGCAGAGGCCCAGUGCGCCUACCUCGAGGCCAUUAAUCUCACCGAUGGCAGCAUAACCGAUGACUCCGACAUCUGGCUCUUCGGUGGAAAAUGCGUAUACAGAAAUUUCUUCAACAACGCCAAAAGUGUGAUGCAGUACCUGGCGAAAGACAUCGAGCACCACUUCAAGCUGACGAGAGAGCAGAUGAUACAGCUGGCUCUUCUCGUGGGUAGUGAUUACACUGUGGGAAUUUCGGGAAUUGGUCCAGUCACGGCUAUGGAAAUUCUUGCGAGUUUUCCAGGUCAAGGGGAUGAUAUACUCAGGGGUCUGAGGAAUUUUUCGUUGUGGGUGAGAGGCGGAAGGAUUGUGGGGCCUGGGAGAGCAUCUUUGAGGAGUAAAUUGAAAAAUGUUGCUGUGGACAGAGGAUUCCCCAGCCAGGCUGUCGCCCAGGCAUAUCUUUUUCCAACAGUCGAUGAGAGCAGGGAGACCUUCUCCUGGGGUAAACCCAAUCUUGUACUCCUGGGGGAUUACACUAGAGAGAAAUUUGGAUGGACCAGGGCGAAGUUCGAGGAGACUAUGGGGCCUGUGAUGAAGAGGCUCGAGGCCAAGUCCCAGAGGAAUAUCAUGGCGUAUUUCAAGGUCAGGAGUGUUCCCAAAGCAAUUGAAGAGGGGAUCAGCAAGAGGGUGCAGAAGGCUGUUGAAAGGAUGGGGAAGGAUCCUGAGGAGGUGGGGAAGCCUGUCAGGAAGAGGGAGAAAGGGAGAGGGAAGCAAAUGGAUCAGGCUGGUGGAUUUUGUGGGACUAUUGGACCUGAUGGUGUAGCCGAUGUCGAGGGAGAGGAAAAGGUAAUUGACAGGAAGACUGAUACGAAAGGUGGGAAAUGUGAAGAGGUGAUCCCUCAGAGGGAGAAGGAUAAGAAGAAUGCACUGGAUAAGAAACUCAAGGCCAUCGAGGUGUUUAGGAAGUCUAGGAAGGGGCCUGGAAUGUCCAAGAAAAACUCCAGGCCCAGGAGGACUGUCAGGAAGGAGGCGAAGCUCUCGGAGAGCAGUUCUGACACCGAGUGAUUUUUAUGCGGGAACUUCUGCUGUUUGGGGAUAGAAUUCAAGGACUUUUUUCCCUGCAUGUGAUAAUUAAAAUGUACAAAUGUGGAUUCGAGUGAUUAAACGUUGAAUAAAUAAAAAAAUUUUAUAUAUUUA
Messenger RNA from Fopius arisanus, 3773 nucleotides. It is a transcript of the gene mus201, whose product is annotated as rad2 superfamily protein mus201. Bases 222 to 3641 code for a protein of 1139 amino acids. The record is from RefSeq and is a predicted model, not a curated record. Gene Ontology annotation, cellular component: nucleus. NCBI's taxonomy places the organism in Eukaryota, Metazoa, Arthropoda, Insecta, Hymenoptera, Braconidae. Gene Ontology annotation, biological process: nucleotide-excision repair. The transcript is spliced from 2 exons. Gene Ontology annotation, molecular function: DNA endonuclease activity; single-stranded DNA binding.